Molecule: messenger RNA, 1623 nt
Organism: Brassica oleracea var. oleracea
Lineage: Eukaryota; Viridiplantae; Streptophyta; Magnoliopsida; Brassicales; Brassicaceae
Exons: 4
Coding region: 329-1378 (349 amino acids)
Source: RefSeq, a predicted model, not a curated record
GUUGCGAGUGCGAUGUUUGUUUGUUUGGCGUGAUAAAAAUAACCGUAAAUAAGAGUGAAAUCAUCGAUUGUCCUUUCAUUGUUACGCCGAACCCAAUUUCCUCCUAAAUCUCAGCAUCUUCCAAUCUUCUCAUAUAGGUAGAGAGAGGAUCGAGAGAAAGAGAGAUUACCAUCAGAAUCGAGUCCUUUGCAGACGGAAGAACCUUCGAUUUAAAAAGUGAUCUUCAAGUUAAAAGUUCAGCCCCUCAAAUAGUAACAAAGUAGAUUUUCGACAGCCUCCUAAUAAAGAUUGAUUGAUCUCUUUCGCUUUACACAGUGUUUAGAACAAGAUGGCUGGGGUAAAGCGAAAAUUAAGUCCCGAGUCAGAUCCUAAUGCUCUUCACAAAGUACUGGAUGAGGUUACAUGUCCUGUCUGCAUGGAUCACCCUCACAAUGCUGUUCUCCUGCUCUGCACCUCUCACGACAAAGGUUGCAGGUCUUACAUCUGUGACACCAGUUACCGUCACUCCAAUUGCCUCGACAGGUUCAAGAAACUGCACUCCGAACCCCCAACUGAUCCCAAUCCCGAGCCAAACUCUGCUUCAAGGGCAAACAUUAACGAACCUCAAAGCACUUUCCACCGUGUGCCUGGAAACCAAGUCGCUGUUAGGGAUUCUGAGUCCCUGAGGAGGAGUGGAGUGGGAGAGGAAACCACGAAUUUGAAAUGUCCUCUUUGCCGUGGUACUGUUUUAGGAUUUAAGGUGGUAGAAGAAGUGAGAAGCUAUCUCGACAUGAAGAACAGAAGCUGCUCACGAGAGUCUUGCUCAUUCACGGGUAACUACCAGGAUCUGCGCCGACAUGCAAGAAGGAUCCACCCAACGUCUCGUCCUUCAGACACUGAUCCGACGAGAGAGAGAGCUUGGAGACGCCUGGAGAACCAGAGGGAGUAUGGAGAUAUAGUCAGUGCGAUACGUUCUGCCAUGCCCGGUGCUGUUGUUGUAGGAGACUACGUUAUAGAAAACGGAGAUAGGUUCCCAGGUGAGAGGGAAGCCGGAAAUGGAGGCGGCAGCAACAGCAGCAGCGACAUUUGGACUACUUUCGUACUGUUUCAGAUGAUUGGGUCUCUUGAAAACAACGGAGGGUCUAGUGGUAGUGGCAGUGGUGGUGGUGGAUCAAGAUCUCACAGGUCAAGGGCUUGGAGGAACACUCAUCGCCGUUCUUCUUCAGAUAGGCGAUAUCUUUGGGGGGAGAAUCUAUUGGGUCUACAAGAUGAAGACAAUGAUGAUGAUGAUGGUGAAGGGUUGCGUUUACAAAACGAAACAGGUGAUGGUUCCAAUCAUGUUCCAAGAAGAAGACGAAGGUUUGGUCGUCCAAGAUCAAGCGGAAACCAUCCGCGAUAAAGCCAUUGUCUUGGUGCUAUCUCUCGGGUCAGAACCAGACCGAUGCAAAGGGAAAGGUUUUGCUGAAAUCCCCCGAGAGCCGUAGGAUUUGUUUGGUGUUUUUAUGUAAAUGUCAUUUUCUGAGCUUCGUCAAGUCGCUCAUUGUAUGCUGAAGUAUGGUUUUAUGCAAUGUCUUUUUUAUUUAUUGUUACAUUGAAAACAUGUUUGCUUUUGUGUUUUAUUGUUAUUGACAUGGAAGCUUCUUA